GAAGUUCAAAAGGGUCUCUUUCGAGUGUUGGCAAGGCGACCCGUUUGGCUUCCUUCUCAGUUCGGCAUCCACUGCCUGUUGCCGCCACCAGUUCUUGCUUGGCACGAAGUUUCGCCAGCAAAAUGGAAAUUUCCCGUUAGCAAUUUGAUGUCGGUGGACAGUUUUGUUCACUCGCAUGUGGGGUUCGUGUUUCGUGAAUUCUUUGUCGGGCAAUGGAAUGGUGGUCACGACAUGUUUGCGAGGCUACAGAGCUUGUGCAUGAUGAGCGCAUGCUCUUUAAUUGAGGGGCCUUGUUGUUGUCUUGCCCGUGUGCAGUUAGUUCCAUGUGGAGAUGGCGCAUGGAUCGCAUGGUCGGAACAAAUGUUUCUCCUCAUUUGAGCAUUGUCCACAUGCAUAUGAUAUGUUUGCUGGAAUUCCAGAAUGACGCGAGCUACUGAAAAAAGGUGUUGAAUGCUUGUCUCUCGCUAUUUCCUCCUGCUCCAACAAUGUGCGCGGCGCAACGCUCCGAAAAUUGCCAAGAAGCUUCACGCCCAGUUGCUCAAGAACGGCCUUCGCGGAUAUGGCCCUUUGCCCAACACUCUCCUGGAUGCAUAUGGCAAAUGUGGUCUCCCUGGAGAUGCUUUCUCGCUGUUCGAGGAAAUGCCCCGCAGGGACCAAGUCUCUUGGGCCUCAAUCCUCACGGCAUACAAUCAAGCUAACCUCCCUCGCCGAACUCUCUCCGUCUUCCGCGCCGUGCUUGCGGAUGAUGGGUUGCGGCCGGAUCAUUUUGUGUACGCCAGCCUAGUUAAGGCUUGCGCUAGCUUGGGCGGCAUCAUGCUCGGCCGGCAAGUUCAUGCCAGCUUUUUGCUAUCCCCUUUUCGUGCGGACGACGUGACAAAGUCAUCGCUAGUUGAUAUGUAUGCGAAAUGUGGAUCACCAGAUGAUGCUCGUGCCGUUUUUGAUUCAAUCCUAGUGAAGAAUGCAGUUUCUUGGACUGCUAUGAUUUCUGCAUACUCUAGGAGUGGGCUAAAGUCAGAUGCUAUGGCAAUCUUUCAAAGUGCACCCGCAAGAACUUUGUUUUCCUGGACUGCAUUGAUUUCCGGGUUGGUUCAGAGUGGGAAUAAUGUUGACGCGUUUCACUUAUUUAUCGACAUGAGAAGAGAAGGUGUUGACAUCGUAGACCCGUUGGUUCUUUCUAGUAUUGUCGGUGCUUGUGCUAAUUUAGCUAUGUUGGCACUUGGAAAGCAGAUUCAUGGUCUUGUUGUAGUUCUUGGAUAUGAAUCUUGCCUGUUUAUCGAUAAUGCACUCAUUGAUACGUAUGCCAAGUGUAGCGAUAUUCUUGGUGCAAAGGAUAUAUUUAAUGGGAUGAACCACAGAGAUGUAGUAUCUUGGACUUCAAUAAUCGUGGGUACUGCUCAGCAUGGGAAAGCUGAGGAAGCAUUGGAAUUGUUUGAUAAAAUGGUUUCUACUGGAGUAAAGCCAAACGAAGUUACUUUUGUUGGAUUGAUCUAUGCAUGUAGCCAUGUUGGAUUAGUUAAGAGAGGUCGCAGUCUUUUCAAUUCAAUGAUCAAGGAUUAUGGUAUCACUCCUUCCUUGCAACAUUACACUUGCUUACUGGAUCUUCUUAGCCGUUCCGGGCAUCUUGACGAGGCAGAGAACCUUAUCAAUCAAAUGCCAUUUCAACCUGAUGAACCUACAUGGGCAGCUAUUCUUAGUGCUUGCAAACAACAUGGCAAGACUGAAAUGGCAGUUAGAAUUGCUGACGGUCUUUUAAGCCUAAAGCCAGAAGAUCCUUCGUCGUACAUACUUCUGUCCAAUAUCUACGCUCGUGCUGCUAUGUGGGAUAAGGUUGCCAAGAUCAGAAAGACGAUGGUGUUAAUGGAAGUAAGAAAGGAGCCGGGAUAUAGUUGUAUUGACAUUGGGAAAGAAAAUCAAGUAUUCUAUGCAGGGGAGACAACUCAUCCAAUGAAAGAUGAGAUAUUUUGCUUGCUCAAAGAAUUGGACGCAGAGAUGAGAAGGAGAGGUUAUGUUCCGGACACUAGCUCGGUAUUACAUGACAUGGAGCAGCAAGAGAAGGAGAAACAACUUUUCUGGCACAGCGAGAGGUUGGCUGUCGCAUAUGGGCUGCUAAAAUCAGUUCCCGGGACUGUCAUUAGAAUAGUGAAAAAUCUUCGUGUCUGUGGAGAUUGCCAUACUGUACUGAAAUUCAUCAGUGUUAUCGUCAAGCGAGACAUUGUCGUUCGAGAUGCCAAUCGUUAUCACCAUUUCAAAGGAGGGACUUGUUCGUGCAAUGAUUUCUGGUAGUCAUCUUAGAUACGAGUGAGAAAAUCCUCCUAUGUCCCUGAAUUGAUCUUUUGGAGAAGCAAUUCUCAUAUUGUUCGGCCAUGCAGGACCUAAUUUUGAGGCAAAUACUUCUUGGUGGGACGUUUGAUGUAAUCAGUACACAGAAUGUCUUCUUAUUUGAAAACUACUUUCUCUUAGAUAA
Messenger RNA from Syzygium oleosum, 2464 nucleotides. RefSeq names its product pentatricopeptide repeat-containing protein At4g14050, mitochondrial. Lineage: Eukaryota; Viridiplantae; Streptophyta; Magnoliopsida; Myrtales; Myrtaceae. The transcript has a single exon. Gene Ontology annotation, molecular function: protein binding; zinc ion binding; RNA binding. The record is from RefSeq and is a predicted model, not a curated record. Gene Ontology annotation, biological process: RNA modification. Bases 451 to 2283 code for a protein of 610 amino acids.